Racocetra persica is the source of this 516-nucleotide messenger RNA. NCBI's taxonomy places the organism in Eukaryota, Fungi, Glomeromycota, Glomeromycetes, Diversisporales, Gigasporaceae. The record is from the annotation of a GenBank genome assembly.
GGUUACUAUGCUGCUGACCCUGCGUAUAACCAAGCAUCCCCUGUUACUUCUGCUGGAUAUCAGGGACGAGGAGAUAAUAAGUACACUCCUGACACAACUACUAGUUCAUCUAAUCAAACAACAAGUGCAUCACCUUAUGGUUAUCCUACAACACCUACCACGCCUAAUAAUCCACAUCACUAUUCACACACCUCAAAUACUGGCUACGACGAAAUUACUGCAGCGCAAAUACAUCACUUACCUGGUGUUCAUGGCGUUCAUGAUUAUCCAAAAGCCUAUGGUGGUAUUCCACCUCUUAAUUUUUUGGGCAACGCGGCAGGUAAUAAUCCGCAACCCACAUCAGGAUCCGCGGGAUCAAACUCUACCGGCGGAAAAACUAGCAACAAUGGUAGUUCGGAAUUGAAUAGUCCAGCACAGUAUAAGGGAUAUGCCGACAAAGCUUCAGCCGGCUCACAACAAGCUGGAGUUGGGCAAUCUGGAGCUCAACAACAGCAGCAUAGUAACCCUAAAAAAGAU